Messenger RNA from Gamsiella multidivaricata, 795 nucleotides. RefSeq lists its product as uncharacterized. The transcript has a single exon. The record is from RefSeq and is a predicted model, not a curated record. The coding region runs from base 140 to 598 and encodes 152 amino acids. NCBI's taxonomy places the organism in Eukaryota, Fungi, Mortierellomycota, Mortierellomycetes, Mortierellales, Mortierellaceae.
UUUUUUUUCCUCUAACGCGGAUGAUGAAGUCGAUUCGAUCUGAGAGGAUGGAUUGCAGGGCGCCGGUGACGAUCACGAUCAUAAUAGAACCCACAUCGACGUGAAACGCGUUUCCAACAUGUCUUUGCUUUAAAAAAAAAUGGCAAAAGGUGUGUCAUUGCAAACGGCAAAGAAAAUUGAUAGGUGUAUGCUAGUGCCACCAAAGCGAGCGCUGUGCUACUACAGGACGUGUGUCAUGGUGGUACGAGGAAUUCAUCCCCCGCAUGAAAUUAUUGUCGUGAAUUCUUGGACCGGUGCCAUUUACAUGCGCAGAGAUACAAAGGGAGUCGUGCAAAUCACAAGGGGCCUAGCACUGCUAGUACUGUACUAUGUGUGGCCCCAGCACGCGAGAGAGCGAACACACGAGAGAGUAAGAGCACUCUUCCGAUGGUGCUGUCCGUGUGGAAUACACGUACGCCUCGAGAUGAAGCCGAGAGGGAGAGAAACGAACAGCGGAUCCAUUCCAUCUCAUCUUUAUCGUUCAUUUUACGGCUCCGUCAAUGUUUCCUUGUUCAGUAGAGUACUGCUUGCGAGCGGCGCUAUGCAGGAAUGGAAAUAAAAUAAGGACGAAAGAUGGGAAAGAAAAAGGUGCAUAGAAUGUCCUGGUGUUAUAUUCUUUCGCUUUUCAAGUUUCCCAAGUACAAGCAAGCCAAAGGGGUUUCCGUUCUUUCAUUUGUUCAUUCGUAGCAACCCAUCCUCGUUUUUAAUUUGCUCCUUGCUCAUGCUCUCCCUCCCUUUUCUUCGUGUAAAGCAAGC